AUGACAGAUCCCAUCAUGGACUUCUUUGACGACCCCAACCUGUUUGUGGAAGGGCUGGACGGGCUGGCUGAGGGCUUCCCUCCUGGACCCUCGCUGGUGGAUGAGCUCAACCUCAGCGCAGGCUUCGAGCCCCUACAGGUGGAGCCGAUGGUGGCAGGGAAACACCCCGGGAUGAUACCCACCUCCAUGCCCUCCUCCACCCAACAGAGCAUGGGUUAUGGGCAGCAGAUGGGGCACUUUCCGGGCAUGAAGGCUCAGAACUCCAUGGGACAGCCCUUCGCUGGGUCUGAGGGCGUGGGUGGAGGAGGUGGAGGGAUAGUAGCAGCACAGCAUGCCCAGUUCCAUGGAUGCUCAAUGGGUCAGGCACCCCAAACCAAUGGGUUGUUUUCCAUCAGCAGCCCCAUGUGGGGCAACCAGGACCAGAACGGGAACCUCUACCACUCAGUGCCCCAGCAACAACAACAACUACAUCAACAACAGCAGCAACUCCACAACCAACAGCAUCACCUCCGACAGCAACAGCCACAGCAGCAGCAGCUCCACCCCUGUCAACAACAACUUCAGCAACAACAAGUGCAGCAGUUACAGCAGCAACACCAGCUAUUGAACCAGCGGCAGCAGCAGCACCCUCAUCAACAGGUAGUGAACCCCCAGUCUCUUCCCCAGCAGCACCACAGCUUCCCCUUCCACCAGGCCAACCAACAGCCAGCUCCCCACAUCCAGCAGCUUACCAUCGGGGGGACCCAAUUCCACUCCAGGGCUGUGCCUAACUCAGGGGUUCUGGCCAAAUCUUAUGUGGAAACCCCCAAUGCCUCGCUGGCUGGAGCUCCACCACAGCAGGGUGGCUACCAGCUGGUGCAGGGGGCUCAGGGGGCAUUCCCUGGGGUAGGGCCAGAGAACUCUAGCAUGUCCUUCUCCAUGCAGACCUCCUCCCCCAUAGCUCACACCCUGUCCUCCUGCUCAGUGAACUCCACCACCACCUACCCUCCCUCCCAGUACUCCUUCCCUGGCCAGGGACAGCCUGACAUCUCCAGCCUGAGCCAGCCUCUCUCUUCAGCCCCAUUGUCCAUGACCCCCACCACCACUCCCCUGCCCUCCUCAGUGCCUGAACUCUCUCUCUCAGGAGCUGGAUGUGCAUUUACGUCUGCUCCAGGGAUGACUCAGCAUAACCAGCAGCCCGAGCAGGUCCCAGUCAGCCAGGCUGAGGACGAAUGUCCCUUCCGGGCUCUGCGCUGCUCCAGGCAGACCCAGGGGAACUACGACUCGUCUGAGAUGUUUGGGCAGGCCAUGAGCUGCUACCCCAGUGCAGCCAGCCAGCUUGUCCCAGACCAGCACCAGCCCCAGAACUGUGGGUCUAACCUGGAAGUUACUAGACCUCCGGCCAGCACCACUACCACUAACGGCUACGCGUCUCUAGAGGAUAGCCUGGCAGGGUUGCAAGGGGAGGUGGAGGCCCAAGGAGGGGGCUUUGAGGGCCUGGAGGCUCCGGACCUGCUGGCUGAUGAGCUGCUUCCCCAGCUGGAGGCUGCCCUCAGUCAGCACAACCACCAUGACUCCAACUGUUCCUGGACCAAUGGUGGGGAUGGAGAGAGGAAUGGAAAAGGAGAGGAAGAAGAAGAGAUGAAGGAGGAAGACAGGAACUACAUAUCCAUGGACUACGAGAUAAAGGUAAGCCCACUGGGCCAUUAACACUUGCUUUCAGUCGGAGUCUGGCUAGGCUGACAUAUGCUGACAGACUCAGAAAGGAUGAUUUGGAUGAAGUACCUAGUUAUCCAGAUUCCGCAGAGUUCCCCUUCAUUCAUCUAUUUAAAGAUGCAGUAUGCAGAAAUAGCUCUGCCAUUUCCUGGUUGCUACAAUUCUAAUAGUUCGCCUAAUUUCAGUUUAUGUGACAAAACAAGCAAGUAUAGUGUAGAGAGUCAUUGUACCAUCUAAACCACCCAAAAUAUUGUAUUUUCACCUGUUGGAAGCUGGUGUACAAAACCGAAAGUAAAAGACGCAAAAAAUUAAAUUUUAGAACAGGAAGCAUCCACAUAGAACAGAUUUACCACUUCUUAGACUUGCUUUCAAUGAGAAUGACAGAUCUAUGUCACAUUUCUAUGUGCAUUUGGUCGGGUCGUUCAAAAAGUUAUAUAUUGCAGCUUUAAUGUAUUACUACAGGGGAAGAAAUACACAUUGCGUAUGUAUAGAAUUGUCGUGGUUGUUGGCUCUAAUAGUUGCCCUUCCACUGGGAUUGGUGAAGCGAAUUUCAUUCCCAUUUAAAUCUAUAUCUGCAUCUUAUCCAGGUUGUUUUAUCUAUUCAGUUUGGUUGAUUUGUUGGAAAUUAAUUGAAGGAAUUGACAGUGAGACAUGUAUUUGUGUCAGCUACGUUAAUGGAUAAAUCUCUUGCACUGACAUAGAGACUUGCCAUGCUUUCACUCCUCUCAGCAGCCAGACGCCAGCCAGCCACCCACCCAUGUAAUAUUUAACUAGCCCUGGAAGCGCAUGAGCAUAUUUGGUGCACCUGCAAUCAGGGGGAGGUGGAGGAAGGGAGGGAGGGAGGGAGUGAGGGAGGGGAAGGAGGCUCAGCCCUCCUUUAAAUGAUAAUAAUACAGCCUAGUGUAGCUAUCCUCCCAAUAUUGUGUCCCAAAUGGCACCCUUUUCCCUAUAUUUGACCAGAGCCCUGGUCAAAAGUAGUGCACUAAAUAGAGAAUAGGGUGCAAUUUGGGACACAUACAGACAUCAGGUAACUACAGUAGCCUAGCUGUAUCCCAGGGCCUCAUUAAGAGUGGCAGCAGUGUCUCCAGGACUUACAGUAACUAAGCGUACUCAAGACUAUAGAUGUGGGUCAGGGCAGGCGGGAGGCUAGAGACACUGCCUGACUGUCUGUCUUGCUGCUGCACACUGCACUCACUACAUGGCUAGAUAGAGUGUAGAGUGUGGGGGUGGUUGCUGUUGUGGUUUUCUCUGUGUGUGUUUGUCUUUGAGAGAGAGAGAGUGGAGGGGGAGGGUGAGAGCGAGAGAGGAUAGAGACGGACAGAGGGAGUGAGUGAGUGAGGGAGAGCUUGUGAAGGAGGGAGAGAGGGAGAGAAGGAGGGAGGGAGGCUAGAGACAGACACUGAGAGAGAGAGGUAGAGAGUGCAUUAGUGUGCUGCUCUGGCUCUGACAGGCACAAGGCGGAUCCUGGAGCAGAGCUGGCCAGUAGCAUAGCGGCAUCCAUCCACACGCCUCUCUGAGCCUGGCCCCUCAGUGACGCAGACAGCCAUGCAAAGAGGAGCAUCAGCAGCAGCCUGUACUGUCAGACCUGGGUUCAAAUACUAUUUGAUAUUAUAUAAAAUACUUAAGCUGUGCUUGAUUAAUGGAACCAAUAGAAUUGUCCCAAAACUAUUAACCCCACACAUCUGGAACUCCAGGCAGGCUAGAGCGAAGGCUCAAAGUAUUUGAAAGAUUUCAAAUAGUGUUUGAACCCACAUCUGAUCAGCAGCAGCACAGUGUGUCUGUUCCCAUCCAUGGCUCUAGUGCUGGCACAUGCAGCUCAGCAUUCAUCAGUACUAUCUCUGACUGGCUCUGUAGACACACACACACACACACACACACACACACACACACACACACACACACACACACACACACACACACACACACACACACACACACACAGGUACUCUCUGGUGAGUGGUGACAUGAUAGCUAUGUCUCUCUCAACUCUACCACUUAGACUAACAGGUAGGCUGAAAUACUCAAGCACAGACGGGUGUUUUGACCCAGUAGCCAAUUUGUCCCUCCGCAGACGUUCCUAAUUGAAAUGGGACAUGGAACCUCAGCGAACGGGCCCAGCCUCUCUUCAGUCUGUGUCAACAUCCACCCUUAUGUUGAUGCUUAUGGGCAGACUGCUCUAUUCAUGUCCACUGGUGUGUGAAGAGCCAACAGAUAGUGUGUUUGCUGAACAGGCAGGGCAUCAGGGGAUAGAGCGGUGCCCACCCCACUGUCCUAGUCUCACUCCCUGUCUCUGGCCCUGUCUCACUCCCUGGUCCAGUGUCUGGCCCUGUCUCACCCCAUGGCCCUGUGUCUGUCCAGUGCUUCAUUUGUGCUAUUUGGCCGGAUCCGGUACCUCUCAUGGCAUGAAAAAUAAUGUUCACUUUUUGAAAUGUAAACAUUUUAAUAUAAGCGAUCAAAGUUAAUUUGAGUUGUCUCUUCGUUAGUUAUCCUAACCCCCCCCCUCCCCCCAAGCCCGGGCCUGAUAUUGUACGAGUUGAUUCGGGCUGGGCUUAUGGUUUGCGCAACAUUGUAACCUAUGUUUGAGACCAACGCGUGGCCGUGGCUGUGUGAGAAGCUCGCCUGUGUCUCUCACAGAACUGGAACAAGAUUCACUUUCUAUGAUCUCUCUCCCUCUCUCUGCUCUGAUAGACAUGAAUGAGCCUGCAACUCUGAUCUCUCCAGCGUUGCACUUCAUCAUUUAUUUCCUUAUAGAAUCAUAGCAGCACGACGGGUUCUGGAGGAGCUGCAGCAGCCCUGAUAAAUUCAAAUACAUUUGCCAAAGUUAUAGAGUUACUGCUGUCUGUUCAGAAAUAAAUGACAUCAUUCAGAAUAGCCUACUACACCAUGAAAAAGCAUAUCAUUUAGCCACAGAGGAUCAACAGCUUCUUUAAAAAAUGUUUUUCCUAGCUGUGGUGUGUAGCCCAAUAACAAGGCAUAGCCUACAGUCGGGAACGCCUGACACCAAUAUGUGUCUCCACACACCUAGGCCUAGGCUAUUGAUGGAUUCGAGACAAGGUCGUUUUUAUUGAUCUCAGUUUGUCAGUGUCAAAGUAGCCUGUCAUUUCAAUCAUUUGUGCUGUAUUUUGGUGCUUUCGUGACAACUGGGAACUCAGGAAAAAAACGAGGUCGAAUCAUGACGUCAGUGAUCUUCAGUUCAGAAAGUCGGAGCUCUAGAAAGAGGCCUGAGUUCCCGACUUGGAAUUCAGAGUUGGUUGACCGUUCAGAACAAAUGUUCCCAGUCUGAGCUAGUUUUUUUUUUUUUCCCCGAGUUCCCAGUUGUCUUGAUCGCACUGAAGUCGGAAGUUGGAGAUUUCCCAGUUCCGAGUUCCCAUGUUUUGACCACGGCAUUAAAAAAGAUUAUGCUAAAGUCUCCAGUCAUGUAAAAUGAUGUAGAAUUGCAUGAAAUGUGUUUAUAAAAGGCCACAUUCUUCCCAGACCCUAGGCCCCUAAGAAUGUUCUCCAUGUAUGCAACAUCUUCUGUAAGUGCCUCUACUCUACUUCUCUAUGCCACUACGCAAAUGCAUGCAAUGCUUCACUAUACAUAUGUUUUUUUUUUGUUUUUUUUUUAGCUCCCUAGGUCACAUUUUGCUCCGGCACCUCCCGAUUUACAAAUGAAGCACUGUGUCUGUCCCUAGUCUGCACUGCAUGUGGCUGAUUAGGAUUUCCGUCUGUCUUUAACAAUGGAGAGUAGGAUGGAUUCUGUCCUGUUCUUGAGGCCCAGCCAUGAUCAAUGCUGCUUUGGUCCUCUUGCCGAGAUAGCAAGCAAAUGUUUUGCCAUGCACAUUAUCACUACUAAUGGAUCAUAUUUUUUUGACCCCAGUACUAUAAAGUAGGGCUGGGCGAUAUAGCAAAAAUAUCAUAUCCCAAUAUUUUUCUCAUUUUUGACGGUAUUUGAGGUUUUUGAAUAAUAUUAAAAGUUCUAAAUAUGCUUUAUGAGUAGUGCAUGACCCUAGGGUGGAAAAACAUACAUUCUAAGUGUUUGUAAUGGGGCUUUGUCCAUUGUCCUGAUUGUUUUAUACUGUUCAAUGAAAUUUCAACCAAAAGUUGGCAUAUAGUGGGCACUUUGAAUACAGUGUUGUUUGACAUGACAACAAAUGAAAAAGCCAGGGAGGGGUUAUUGUGACAGGGUAGGAACCAAAGUGUUGGUCAAAUGUUUCCUAGUGGACCCUAAUUAAUGUUACAUAAAAUGUUUUCUCUAACUGUAGCUUUGAUGUAGCUAAAAUAUUCAUGCUUCACCAAUUUCUCUAUGAUUUAGAAUAUACCGUUGCACAAACAACCUGCUGAUAUAGGCCUACACCAGCACUGGUAUCAGGCUGUAUUAGCUAGCUAGCUAGCUACCUUUGCUCUGACUAAGUACAUUUAGCUGGCUAGCUAGCCAACUAUCUAGCAAUUAGCAUUAGUGGCUAACACAAAUUAUUUUAACCACAACUUGCUAAGAAAAGACAAACUAGCUGUUUGCAGACAGUAAGAUAGAUGCAGACUGUUUUUGCGAGUGGUUGUUGUGACUCGUGGUAGCGCAAAAACUGUUCUCCUUUAGUGACAGUGGGCGGGGCUUGGUGUGUGUGGAAGGAGAGAGGGAGAGAGACGACUCAAGUAGCAAACGAAGUAAACUAUAAAAAAUGACAUUACACGCGGCGGAGUGGCGUAACACAUUUAACAAACCAAACAUUGAAAUAUCGCUUUACAAGGUAAAGUAAAAACCCAAACCGGUCUGUGCAGCAAUACCGGUAUAUAGUAAAAUAUGCUAUACCACCCAGCCCUAGUCUCCAGCCAGUUGUAGGCCUAGUCCUCAGGAGCUAGUGCUUGGCUGUGACAUGUGCUGGUUCUGUUCACUGUUAGUGUCACACAGACUGACUUCUAGACAGAGGGCCUUUGUUCCCAGUCAUUGUGAAGACAGCAGUAUGAUAAAGGGUGAAGGAGCAGAGUAUGAAAGGGCCUGGUUGGAUAGGGUCAUACCAAGGCAAUUUGAAUUAGACUUCACUUGGUCUGUUCGAAGAAGUCCUCAGUGGGCCUAAGUGCAAUCGGAAAGUACUCAGACCCCUUGACUUUUUCCACAUUUUGUUACGUUACAGCCUUAUUCUAAAACGGAUUAAAUAGUUUUCCCCCCUCGUCAAUCUACACACAAUACCCCAUAAUGACAAAGCAAAAACAGGUCGAGAUUUUUUCAAAUGUAUAAAAAAAAAAAACGGAAAUAUCACAUUUACAUAAGUAUUUAGACUAUUUACUCAGUACUUUGUUGAAGCACCUUUGGCAGCGAUUACAGCCUUGAGCCUUCUUGGGUAUGACGUUACAAGCUUGGCGCACCUGUAUUUGGGGAAUUUCUCCCAUUCUUCUCUGCAGAUCCUCCCAAGCUCUGUCAGGUUGGAUAGGGAGCGUCGCUGCACAGCUAUUUUCAGGUCUCUCCAGAGAUGCAAGUCCAGGCUCUGGCUGGGCCACUCAAGGACAUUCAGAGACUUGUCCCGAAGCCACUCUUGCGUUUUCUUGGCUGUGUGCUUAGGAUCGUUGUCCAGUUGCAAGGUGAACCUUCGCCCCAGUCUGAGGUCCUGAGCGCUUUGGAUCAGGUUUUCAUUAAGGAUCUCUCUGUACUUUGCUCCGUUCAUCUUUCCCUCGAUCCUGACUAGUCUCCCAGUCCCUGCUGCUGAAAAACAUCCCCACAGCAUGAUGCUGCCACCACCAUGCCUGGUUUCCUCCAGGCAUUCAGGCCAAGAAUUCAAUCUGGGUUUCAUCAGACCAGAGAAUCUUGUUUCUGGAGCUCUGUCAGAGUGACCAUCGGGUUCUUGGUCACCUCCCUGACCUGGCCCUUCUCCCCCGAUUGCUCAGUUUGGCCGGGCGACCAGCUCUAGGAAGAGUCUUGGUGGUUCCAAACUUCUUCCAUUUAAGAAUGAUGGAGGCCACUGUGUUCUUGUGGACCUUCAAUGCAGCAGACAUUUUUUGGUACCCUUCCCCAGAUCUGUGCCUCGACACAAUCCUGUGUCGGAGGUCUACGGACAAUUCCAUCGACCUCAUGGCUUGGUUUUUGCUCUGACAUGCACUGUCAACUGUGGGACCUUAUAUAGACAGGUGUGUGCCUUUCCAAAUCAUGUCCAAUCAAUUUAAUUUACCACAAGUGGACUCCAAUCAAGUUGUAGAAACAUCUCAAGGAUGAUCAAUCGAAACAGGAUGCACCUAAGCUCAAUUUCGAGUCUCAUAGCAAAGGGUCUGAAUACUUAUGUAAAUAAGGUAUUUCUGAUUUUUUUAAUGGUUAUCAAUGGGACAGGCACAGUACCAUUUAGGGUAGUAAUAACCUGAUUCAGUCAAAUAAAUGAAAACAGGUGAUGUUUUAUUUUUCUAAAUAGAGACAAUCGUGAAAAACUAAUCUUCCAUUUUAUAGACCAGGGUUUUGGUUUUUGCCCUAGCACUACACAGCUGAUUCAAAUAACCAACUCCUCAUCAAGCUUUGACUAUUUGAAUCAGCUGUGUAGUGCUAGGGCAAAAACUAAACCGUGCACCCAGGGGGGGCCCCAGGACCGAGUUUGGGAAACCCUUUUAUAGACAACAACUAGGCUACUAGAUGUAGUUGGCAGAGAACCAUCUCACCAUGGGUUGUGCAUUCCCUUAUCUGUCCUCACACAUGAUUCAGUCCACGACUCUAACUUACUGCAUGACAGCCCCAUUACAAACAAAUAGCCUUAUGGUGUGGUGGUCUAGGCAGUAGGCACACCCUGGUGGUUGAAUAGCUUAUGAUGUGCUGCUGUGCUGUACAGCAGGUGCCUCCUGUCUGACUCAGUGCAUCAGUGGUUUAGGUUUAUUCUUUGACACCCCCUCCUCUCUCUCCCCUCACCCCCUCCUCUGGCCUCUGGGGGCGUUGAGACUAAAGUGAGGGGGGGUCAGGGGGACCAUGUAUGUGAGGCCCACGGCCGAGGGUGUCUGUGGCUGUGGGCCCCCACUGAAUUGCUGUCUUUGUUGCUUCCUGACCUUCCUGGGUGAGGUUUAUGUAACUCCCAGCCAGGCAGCAAGUGCUGCAGCCAGCCAGCCCUGAAACCUGACACCAUGUCACUGCUCUGCUCUCUGGAGGGGGAGGGGCCCCUGCCGCUGGGAAACCUGCCCUCCAUGGGUCUGAGAGAGGAUUGGCUGUUUCUCUGGCUGCGGUUGGCUCUCUCUCUCUCUGGUCUGUAGAUCUAUCAGUCUCUCUUUCUCUCUCUCUCUCUCUCUCUCUCUCUCUCUCUCUCUCUCUCUCUCUCUCUCUAUCUCUCUCUCUCUCUCUCUCUCUUUAUGACUGCCUCUCUCUGUUCUACCAGUCAUCCGGCCUUAUCUGCCUGCUGGUAGUGGAGGCCUGCCAGGAGUGGGCGGGAUCUAG
Coregonus sp. 'balchen' is the source of this 9070-nucleotide messenger RNA. Lineage: Eukaryota; Metazoa; Chordata; Actinopteri; Salmoniformes; Salmonidae. The record is from the annotation of a GenBank genome assembly.